Ostertagia ostertagi is the source of this 144-nucleotide messenger RNA. Lineage: Eukaryota; Metazoa; Nematoda; Chromadorea; Rhabditida; Trichostrongylidae. The record is from the annotation of a GenBank genome assembly.
AUGAAAUGCCUCACAUUCUGCGACCAACGGCUAGGACAUCCCAAGCAAUUGGAUAUGUCGUACGUGCCGUGCUUCGAUCGCUUUGAAAAUAUGAAGGCGUGCUUCUGGCACGAUCUAACCCGCUAUUACCGGUCCAAAAAAUAA